AUGAUAGACCUCAAACUCAGUCCUCCUAGGGAGGGAAAUCGAGGAGGCAGGGAACAAUUCAAAUGGGAGGACCUCAAAGGACACGAUCUCAAGGAUAGGGAGUAUUAUCUCGGCCACAGCGUCAAGGUAGGACUCUUGAAGCGGAAGAAUACCUUCUAUAAGCACGACUGGUACCUGCAAUCCGAUUCCGCAACAAGCAAACCUCAAGAAGAUGAGGAACUUGAGCUCACUAAAAAGUACGAGGACGAGGUCAUGCAGGAAAUGCUGGGAAUUAAGCCAAAGAGGCUAAUGCUACUCAAAUCAAAGCCUACCAGCGUUCAGCAGUUGCGAGCUAUACUUGAGAUUCCUGAAGCCACAACAUCAAAGGAGGAUGAUUCUGAUGGAGAUCAUGGUCAAACAACAUCGCACACUGCAAGGGAGAGCAAUUACAGAAACUAUAGCCCAGAAAGACGAAGAAGUGAAAGUAGAGGCAAAGGAGACCAUGACCAUAAGGACCGCAAAAGGUCUAGAAUCCAUGAUAAAAGAGAUGAUAGACACAGAAGCAGGGAUCGUGGAUACAAGGCUAGAGAUAGGAGUUCCAGUGGACACAGAGGGUACGAAAGGGAUACUGAUGUAGAAUACAGACGCGAACAUUCCAGGUGUCAUGUGAGCAGACGCUCAAGGUCUCCACACAGACGUUCGCGUUACAGAUCAAAAAGUGCAGAUGAAAACUCCACCAGUAGAUAUGGCAGAUUUUCAAGGGAGGCCAAUUCGUACCGAAGAGACAAAAAGCACAAACACACUCAUAGACGCAGCUACUCGUAA
Molecule: messenger RNA, 804 nt
Organism: Theileria equi strain WA
Lineage: Eukaryota; Apicomplexa; Aconoidasida; Piroplasmida; Theileriidae
Exons: 3
Coding region: 1-804 (267 amino acids)
Source: RefSeq, a predicted model, not a curated record